Molecule: messenger RNA, 2129 nt
Organism: Tyto alba (common barn owl)
Lineage: Eukaryota; Metazoa; Chordata; Aves; Strigiformes; Tytonidae
Gene: PACRG
Product: parkin coregulated
Exons: 6
Coding region: 312-1130 (272 amino acids)
Cellular component (GO): vesicle; neuron projection; cytosol
Molecular function (GO): Hsp70 protein binding; Hsp90 protein binding
Source: RefSeq, a predicted model, not a curated record
CGUCGCGCGGCGUUAGCGCCUGCCCGCUUCCCGCUGUGCCCGCCGGCACGGGCGGGCUUGCCGUCGGCGUUUCUUUGGUUAACCACCCGCUCUCCCCCACCCCUCUCCGCGCGCACGUGACCCCCGCCGGCGAGGCGGCGGGUUGUUGACGCGUUGCCUAGAGACGGGCGCGAGGCCGGGGACGCGUGCAAGCGCCGGCGGCGGCCCGCGCCCGCCCCGCCCCGCCCCGCCCGCAACCGACCCCGCCGAGGGACCCUGGCGCGUGGGGCCGGGCGUGAGGGAGGCGGCGGGAGGGAGAGGCCCCGGGGGGUAUGGAGGAGCAGUCUGUAUUUUGCCGCUUGGCCGUCGCGGAUGCUGGUGGGGAGAUGGUAGUGGAGAAAGCGGGUUCAAGCCCUUCAAAGCCCGUAGGUGACGGGUGCCCCCAGCAACAGAAGCCCCUGGGGCACGUGAAGAAAAUCAAACAGCAGGUCUCCGAUGGAUUCACUGUUAAAGCCAUGAUGAAAAAUACUGUGGUAAGAGGGCCCCCACUUGCAGGAGCAUUUAAAGAAAGACCAACAAAGCCGACAGCAUUUCGCAAGUUUUAUGAGCGAGGAGACUUCCCAAUUGCCCUUGAGCAUGAUACUAAAGGAAACAAAAUCGCCUGGAAGGUAGAGAUUGAAAAGCUGGACUAUCAUUACUAUUUGCCUUUGUUUUUUGAUGGGCUUUGUGAAAUGACAUUUCCAUAUGAGUUUUUUGCUCGUCAAGGAAUCCAUGACAUGCUGGAACAUGGUGGAAACAAGAUUCUUCCUGUCAUUCCUCGGCUCAUUAUCCCAAUAAAAAAUGCACUGAGCCUUCGUAACCGACAGGUCAUCUGCAUCACGCUGAAAGUCCUCCAGCACCUGGUGGUGUCAGCUGAAAUGGUGGGGGAGGCCUUGGUGCCCUAUUAUCGGCAAAUCCUCCCAGUCCUAAACAUCUUUAAGAAUAUGAAUGUUAAUUCAGGUGAUGGGAUAGACUACAGCCAUCAGAAACGUGAAAAUAUUGGAGAUCUGAUUCAAGAGACACUGGAAGUCUUUGAACGCUUUGGUGGAGAAACUGCUUAUAUAAACAUUAAAUACAUGAUCCCUACUUAUCAGUCGUGCAUAUUAAACUGAGUUGUAUCAAAUGGGAUGAUUCCAUUUGUGUUCUAAAAAAACUGUAUCUGACUCUGUAUGGCAUCUUAUUAGUCAUGCUUUUUUUCUCUACAGCUGCUAAAAUAGUGGCUUCUGGGGCAUUAGAGUGUUAGCACUAUUGUGAACAAGGCUUUCCAAUACAUAAAUAGUGCCUGUUCCUUUGAUUACAAUGGUGUACUGUGCUUGUUUGUUCCCUGAAAGAAUCGCUCCUUUAUGACAGAGCUGACUCGAGCAGGAAUCAGAAUUAAACCUCCACUUGUGCAGACAAUAAAACUAUAAUUUUCAUACGCAAUUCAGCAAUUGCUGUUCUGUGUCCGCUUGCCCUGAGGGUGAUGUCAGAGCCUGUAACAAGAAGAGUUUAUGCUGACUGCUUAAUAGGUGUUUGUCAUGGAAGAGAAACACCAGUUCAGCAAUGCCUCCCUAGCAGCUGUGCCGACUAAUGUGCACUGACACAGAAUAAAACUGUUGAAUGUAUAGACCAAUUACAGUGGGAAAAUUUAUAUGGCCCAUCAUAAAGCGCCGUCAUAAAAUUAAUUCAUGUUUCUUACACACUCCUGAUGUCAGCUUCCAAGUGUUUACCUUUUCAUGAAUCUUGGGUUCCUCUUGGCGAAUAUCAGGCACAACCACAGUUUUGAAGAAAAAAAGCCCAGACAAAACUUCAAUAAAUCAGAUGGAAGAUGGAAUGUACAUAGUGUAUCAGUCCCUAAUGACACACACAAAUGUACAUGUAUGUUUUUAAAGGGCACUGUUUGGGUGGGGUUUUUGUAACUACAAGGUCGCUGUUUCUCUUCUGUUAUUAUGAUAUACAUGUGUACAAACAAUGUAACUACUGUUACAGGAAUCCCUUAGAAUUUCCUACUCUGUUUCUCACUGCAUACCCACAACACAGAAUUGUUGUAAUCAUGGAUUUAAGCAAUGGUAUUGAGAUUGACUUUAUUUCUUUUUAAGCAUUUCUAUGAAAUAAACCUGCAAAAAAUAAAA